Molecule: messenger RNA, 337 nt
Organism: Dendrobium catenatum
Lineage: Eukaryota; Viridiplantae; Streptophyta; Magnoliopsida; Asparagales; Orchidaceae
Product: 60S ribosomal protein L39-like
Exons: 1
Coding region: 1-156 (51 amino acids)
Biological process (GO): translation
Cellular component (GO): cytosolic large ribosomal subunit; ribosome
Molecular function (GO): structural constituent of ribosome
Source: RefSeq, a predicted model, not a curated record
AUGCCUUCGUUCAAGACUUUCCGGAUCAAGAAGAAGCUGACGAAGAAGAUGAGGCAGAAUAGGCCCAUUCCCCAUUGGAUUCGCAUGAGGACCAACAACACCAUUAGGUACAAUGGUAAGCACAGGCACUGGAGACGCACCAAGUUAGGGUUUUAAGGAUACUCUCAGGUGAUCGUUGAUUUGGGUUCAGGGUAACCGCAUUGUUUUCCCUUUUAUUAUUUGAAUGACAUGUGUUUUAGAGUUCUGUUUUGUUUUAGUUAUUUAUGAAAACCCUUUGAUGUGUUGGAAACAUUGUUAGUUUUGAGUAUUGAAACUGUGAACAUUUGCUACGCUCUUU